Pogonomyrmex barbatus (red harvester ant) is the source of this 1631-nucleotide messenger RNA. RefSeq names its product DNA excision repair protein Ercc1 (gene Ercc1). Gene Ontology annotation, biological process: mitotic recombination; UV-damage excision repair. The record is from RefSeq and is a predicted model, not a curated record. Gene Ontology annotation, molecular function: damaged DNA binding; single-stranded DNA binding. Gene Ontology annotation, cellular component: nucleotide-excision repair factor 1 complex; nucleus; ERCC4-ERCC1 complex. Lineage: Eukaryota; Metazoa; Arthropoda; Insecta; Hymenoptera; Formicidae.
ACGAAAUGAAUUUUUAGUACUGCUGGUAGUGCCAGUACUGGUGAGUACAUUAAUAAGGAGUGAAUGUAGUUGUUGUUAUUAAUUUAUUAUUGAAAAAACUAAUAGCAAACGUUACAAGUAGCGCGUUAAGUACUGCAACUCUAACGUUUACAUAUUAUUUGUGUAAUAAAAAAUUAUGAGUAAUAGAAGAAAAAGUUCAGAAGAUUUGGAUAAUGCAUUCCCUUCAAAACAAACUAAAAAUACCUCUUUUCAAUCUGCUUUCAAUAACUUAAAGAAAUCUGAAUUUUUCGAGGAUUUUUCAGUCGCCAAAUCUGAAACUUAUACAACAAAAACUUUGAACACAAUCAAUACUAUUCUUGUCAGCCCAAAACAGAAAGGCAAUCCAUUAUUGAAGUUUAUAACAAAUGCACUAUGGGAAUAUUCCGACAUUAUACCAGAUUAUGUAAUGGGCAAAACUACAUGUGCUCUUUUUUUAUCAAUCCGUUAUCAUCAACUGAAUCCUGAUUAUAUUCAUGAAAGGCUGAAAUUAUUAGGCAAUGCUUAUAACUUAAGAGUGCUUUUGGUACAGAUUGAUGUUGCUGAUCCUCAUCAUGCUUUAAAACAUCUAACAAGGAUUUCCAUUUUGGCAGAUAUGACAAUGAUAUUAGCAUGGAAUGCGGAAGAUGCAGGAAAGAUUAUUGAAACUUACAAAAUAUAUGAAAACAAACCUCCCGAUGAUAUUAUGGAACGCAACGAUAUAGCGCCCCAUCAAAAAUUGGUUAAUGCUUUAACAACAGUAAGAUCUGUAAACAAAACUGAUGCCACAACUCUUCUUACAACUUUUGGUAUAUUAACUGACAUUAUAAAAGCACAACCUAGUACUUUGGCUUUGUGUCCUGGAUUUGGUUUACACAAAGCUCAAAAGCUUCACAAAAUUUUGCACGAACCUUUUUUACGUGCGUAAAAUCAAUACAAAAUAAAGAAAUGUAUACAUAUAUAUAUUGAAUAUCUUAUGCAAUGAUGAAAUUAUAUAUCAUAUAGAAUCAAUGAAUUUAUAAUUAAAUAUUUUUUAUAAAAGGAAGAGAAGUAGUCGAUAUUGUAUUUAAUUUCUGAUUUAUUAAAGGGAAAAAUUUAGCUGUGAUUUUGAAUUGUUACAUCGUGAGUCUUGAAAUUACAUGUGAUUUAUAGUAUAAGCAUUUUGAUUUUUAAUUUAUAAAUCAAAAAAAGAAAAAGAUUUAUUAGACGCAUUAGAUCUUACUUAUUGAAAUUGUUUAUUGUUACUAUCAAUUGUCCAAUGUUAUUUUCGACCAAAUGUACAAUGAAAUGAUAUAUUUAUAAUUAGGAUUAGAAAUGUUAGAUUUAAAAAUAAUUUUAAUCUAAAAUAAUAUAAUAUAACAAUAAUAUAAAAAUAUUUGAGGUAAAAUUAAAAAUUGAUCUUAUGUUUUAUAGUUUAACUAAGAAAAAUGAGGGAAAAAAUGGAAAGAAACAGAAGAUACAUUUUUCUAAAACGUUUUUAUAAAAUUUUUUUUAAUUUUAGCAGAUUGAAUUGAUUAGGGUGGGAAAUAUGUAGGAAAUAACUUUUCAAUGUAAAAAUAUAAUAGACAUCAUGUUACGCGAUUGACUGUCAAAUAAAAAAUUGUUGGUAUCUUAAA